CAUUUCCCUUUCGACGAUAAAAAAAGAGCGGCUAAAUGUCCAACAGCGGAGAGGGAGACGAUGUGGCCGAAAAGCGACAGCGAGUGAGUAGAGCAUGUGAUCUAUGCCGGAGAAAGAAGAUCAAGUGCGAUGGCCUUGCUCCUAUUUGUAGUAACUGUCAAGCAUUCAACCUUGCCUGUAGUUACAAGGACACUACGAAAAAGAGAGGCCCACCCAAAGGCUAUAUAGAAGCAAUAGAAAACAGGCUGCACAAACUAGAAGGCCUAUUGAGCGAAGUCAUCCAGGAAGAUGACCCAAGAUCCAAAGCCCUCCUCGCUGAACUGAAUUCCCCGCUAGAAACAACGACAGGAGAGCAAAUUAAAUCGCGGCCUGUGAGGAGAAAACAGCACAGUAAGCAGUAUUCGACCAAUUCUCAGGACUCCAAUCAGAGAACCCCCGAUACCUCUAAUGAACACAAUACGAGACAAUUGCAGUCUUCUCCAAAAAGCACAGUCUUGUCGCAGCCUUAUCUUGUCUCCAGCCCAACCCUCAGCUCCACAGGGUUAGCCGAUUCACCUAGCAGUCCAGAUUCCAUUAAUGAUGGAACCGGUCAACUUUCUAUGGAUGAGAGUGGCCAAGUACGAUAUUUAGGGAAAUCUUCAGGUUAUUAUCUUCUACAGAAGAGUCGGACGUACCAGAACGGUGCAUUUCACUUUUCAGGUUGGGGACACAAAUCCACAACAAGCCACAAGACACCACCUUUACUAGACCCACUCGAAUUGCCUCCCAAAGAUCUUUCUAAGCACCUUAUCGACAUCUACUUUAAAUACUUUUACCCUUGUAUGCCCCUCUUUCACAAGAAGCUACUUGUGCCCGCAAUUUCUCCAGAAGAGCAAGUAUCACCGCUUUUACUCAAUGCUAUCUAUGCAUUGGCAUCCCGAAUGUCGCCCGACGAACGAGUAAGAUCUGAUCCUGCAUCGGCAGAUACAGCAGGCGAAAUUUACUUUGAGCGAGCAAAGUGUCUUUUGGACGAUUAUUACGAUAUUCCCAAGAUAUCUACCGUUCAAGCCCUUCUUCUUCUUGCUAGUCAUCAACAGGGUGUAAUGAAGCCUGCACGCUCUUGGCUAUAUAGCGGUAUGGCAUUUCGUAUGGCCCAAGAUUUAGGUCUUCACCGCAAUUGCGAGCACUGGAAUAUCUCGCGUGAAGAAAGAGAACGAAGAAAACGGGUUUUCUGGUGCUGUUUCAUUACUGAUCGCCUGACGAGUGCCAUUUACGGACGUUCUUCUAAUUUUGAGGAACGAGAUAUCGAUGUCCCAUUUCCCCAAGAAGACGACGACGAACCAGUAACUUUGGAAAAUUCAGAAUCAUCACGUCCACCAGUCAGAAUAUUAGAUAUUCUUACGCAGCUGAUCAAGAUAUGCGAUAUUCUUGGCCAUGUCUUGAAGAAUAUCUAUUAUGCUAAAGCACGCCACCAUGGACUUCCACAACACAUUGACCAUAUUCUCCUAACCCUCAAUCGACAGCUUACAAACUGGUUUAGCUCACUUCCACCUUCAUUACAAUACAAACCCCCUAAUACACAGAUCGGUGAAACUGGGCCUGACCCGCCGCUGCCAGUUUGUCAAAUGCACAUGGUGUAUUAUACUACAGUAAUUCUCCUUCACCGACCCUUUAUUCCUGGGCCGACACAAACCGUAUCGCCCAUGUCUCUUCCGUCAUACAAAAUAUGCAUAUCAGCAGCCAACACAAUUCUGGAUAUUGUCAACAUUAUGCUCGUAGAAAAACAUUUGCCCUAUGUUUCCAAUUUUACAGUCUACUAUGUUUUUACAGCAGGUAUAAUCUUUAUCAACCUGGCCUCCUCGAGUGAUGCAGAGUCUGCAUUUGACGCCAAAGUCAACAUCAACAAAAUUAUGCGGGCUUUGGACGAGAUCGAGCUAACAUGGAAUAAUGCUGCCAGAAGUUCAAAUAUUAUUGGAGAGCUCGCCGGUCUCCGGGAUAUUAACCUUGAAUGCGGAGAAGACGGUCCGCAGCCAGCAAAGACGCUCAGCCUUCCUCCACCAUCCAUAGCCGUUCCCAACUCUCCAGAAAUAUCUAUGUACGAUCACCGCCGAAGACAAUCAAGAAGUUUUGAAGACAACAACAACAAUAAGAUUGAACGGAAUGGAUUUACAGAAAAUCAAUGGCCAAAUCAGUUGCCGAAUUCCCAAAUGCCAUCCCAAAAAAUGCCAGAGCAUCUUCUUGCGUCGCACGGGCUGAACUAUAUGCCUUUUGACUCUGAAUACAAAUACCCAUUUAUGGUUUCGCCUACUACCUCAUCAGGGGCGAAGGGAAACGUGCCCACUAGGUCGAUAUCAUUGCACGACAGUAACCAGUACAGUACCCAUGCAAACAACAGUUUUAUGGACGCACAAACAACAGAUCCAUUUGCUGCUCCUGGCACUGUUCUGGGUCCUACUCAACGACAAUUCGAUCCCUUGGGAACAGCAUUCUGGGGAGUACCAUCUUCACUUGACACAGAAGAGUGGAAUAAUUACCUUGGAGCACAGAGUGUUCCAAACCAGAACUAUAAUGAACAUAAUAACAAUAACAGUGGCCCAAGCACAAAUCAACAAUUGGUAGUGCUACAAGACCAGCCCCUGAUAUCAUCACAUGAGUUCUCUCCUACACAAUCUAUCUCAUUACCACAGCAAGACAAUGGCAAUCAUCAACGACAACAUCAACAUCAACAUCAAGACUCUUCAAAAAACCAAACACACAAUGAUCGUGGUGCGGAUAUGUUUUCAGGAAUGUCAAUGUCAAUGAUGCCAGAUUCACCUUCGCGUAGCGUACUGUUGGGCUACAUGGGAAAUAAUAGAAUUGGUCCAAGUGGUCCAAAUAAUGAUAACACACUACUGAAACAACCUUACAGUAGUAGAAUGAAUGAGCCUGAGCCUGCAGAACUUAUGUACUGGUAACAUUUCGCUAUGCACUCACACAUUUUUGUAUAUUAUGACAACACAUACGACUGUCACCUUAACCACAGCACAUUUUAAUAGAAUUAUUCUUUUAUAUUAUUAUUACUACUACUUAUUAUUAUCCUGUUUUGUUUUGCUUUGUUUUUUCUUCUUCUUAUAAUAUUUAAAUAACAUUUCCAUCUUCGUAUACACU
Messenger RNA from Phycomyces blakesleeanus NRRL 1555(-), 3126 nucleotides. RefSeq names its product Zn(2)-C6 fungal-specific transcription factor. The record is from RefSeq and is a predicted model, not a curated record. Gene Ontology annotation, biological process: DNA-templated transcription; regulation of DNA-templated transcription. The transcript is spliced from 4 exons. Gene Ontology annotation, molecular function: zinc ion binding; DNA binding; DNA-binding transcription factor activity, RNA polymerase II-specific. Lineage: Eukaryota; Fungi; Mucoromycota; Mucoromycetes; Mucorales; Phycomycetaceae. The coding region runs from base 36 to 2933 and encodes 965 amino acids.